CCCGAGGGCUGGAGGAUGCGGCUCCCCGGCCACCACAGCAGCCGUCCCCGAGCGUCUGCGCCCCUGGGGAUGGGUGUGAGACGAGCUGCAGCGGGGGCGGGGCCGGGGCUCUUCUGCCAUGCCAGCCCCUGGACUGAAGCCCUGCCCGCCCACAGGCGGCCCCUCAAUAAAGCUGCCCGUGACCUCCGCCUGCCUCGGCCGGUCCUUCCUGCGCAGCCGAGACAGCAACGCCGCCCGCUCUGCGGCCGGUACCGCGUCUGGAGCCGGGGCCAAGGCCUGCCCCCAUCUUGCCUGGCAUUGCCAUGGCGACAGGCUGCCCGCGGACGGUCACGUGGGCGGCACGAGCGGCGCACGUUGCAGCGCGAACGCGACGGGCACGCGGGGAGAGGACGAACUGCAACUCCCGGCGUGCCGCGCGCCGCCCGCGCAAUGCACGCCGGGAAGCGUCCUGCAACUCCGCCUCCUUCUCCCGCCCGGCGCGCUGGCCACGCUCCUCCGCUCUGCCAUUGGAUGGAAGGCGCGGCGGAGGAGGGAUCUCAGUGGCGUUACCGCUUCUCAUUGGCCGCGCUGGCUGCAGGUCGUGGGCGGGGCCGAGGUCGCGCGCGGCUCGCCGGAAGGCGGAAGUGGAGCAUGGCGGCGGGUGCGGGUGGGCUGGUGGCGGCGGCCGCGUUGCUGUUGGCGGUGGCCGGGCCCCGCCCGGCGCCCGCCGAGCUCACGGACGGCAACAGUGAGCACCUGAAGCGGGAGCACUCGCUGAUGAAGCCGUAUCAGGGCGCGGGCUCCGCCGCGAUGCCGCUGUGGGACUUCCAGGGCAGCACCAUGGUCACCAGCCAGUACGUGCGUCUGACGCCCGACGAGCGCAGCCGGGAAGGCUCCAUCUGGAACCGCGUGCCCUGUUUCCUCAAGGACUGGGAGCUGCACGUUCACUUCAAGAUCCACGGAGCCGGCAAGAAGAACCUGCAUGGGGAUGGCCUGGCCCUGUGGUACACGCAGGAGCGCUUGGUGCCAGGUCCUGUCUUUGGCAGCAAGGACAACUUUCACGGACUGGCUAUCUUCCUUGAUACAUAUCCCAACGAUGAAGCAACAGAGCGCGUGUUCCCCUAUAUUUCUGCCAUGGUGAACAAUGGGUCCCUGACGUACGACCACAGCAAGGAUGGGCGCUGGACGGAGCUGGCAGGAUGUACUGCCGACCUUCGGAACCAGAACCAUGACACUUUCCUGGCAGUUCGGUACUCCCGAGGCCGGCUGACGGUGAUGACGGAUGUGGAAGACAAGAACGAGUGGAAGAACUGCAUCGACAUUGCGGGGGUGCAGCUGCCAACUGGCUACUUUUUUGGUGCUUCUGCUGGCACUGGGGAUUUGUCUGACAAUCACGACAUUAUCUCGAUGAAGCUGUUCCAGCUCAUGGUGGAGCACCCACUGGAAGAUGAGAGUGUUGACUGGACCAAGAUUGAGCCGAGUGUCAGCCUCCUUAAAUCUCCCAAAGACAAUGUGGAUGACCCAACAGGGAAUUUCCGAAGCGGGCCUCUGACGGGCUGGAAGGUGUUCCUGCUCCUGCUCUGCGCGCUGCUGGGCAUCAUUGUCUGUGCAGUGGUGGGAGCUGUGGUCUUCCAGAAACGCCAGGAGCGGAACAAGCGCUUCUACUAGUGAGGACCCGGGCUGUGGCCUGGACCCAAACCCAUCUUUUCUAUGGGGAGUUGUACAAACUGUGGUUUCUAAAAGCUGUUUCUGAGAAAUAUCAGAAGUAUUUUCUUACCUGUCUGUGUGGCUGUAACCCCUGCCAGCACCCGGCCCGUCGGACCCAGGAGGGCGAUUCCGUCUGCUGCAGAAGCUGUCCUUGACCCGUGGCUGUGGUGGGGGAGCCCAGAGCUCGCUCCCCCUCUUCCUAGCACUCCCCCCAUGGAAGGGGGGUGGCAGUGGCAGCGGGCAUGAAUGUGAUGGGGUAGGGGGGUGG
This is a messenger RNA of Cuculus canorus (common cuckoo), 1954 nucleotides long. It is a transcript of the gene LMAN2, whose product is annotated as lectin, mannose binding 2. Bases 16 to 1647 code for a protein of 543 amino acids. The record is from RefSeq and is a predicted model, not a curated record. Gene Ontology annotation, biological process: Golgi organization; endoplasmic reticulum organization; endoplasmic reticulum to Golgi vesicle-mediated transport. Gene Ontology annotation, molecular function: D-mannose binding. The transcript has 8 exons. Lineage: Eukaryota; Metazoa; Chordata; Aves; Cuculiformes; Cuculidae. Gene Ontology annotation, cellular component: endoplasmic reticulum membrane; COPII-coated ER to Golgi transport vesicle; Golgi membrane.